Molecule: messenger RNA, 2565 nt
Organism: Durio zibethinus
Lineage: Eukaryota; Viridiplantae; Streptophyta; Magnoliopsida; Malvales; Malvaceae
Product: casein kinase 1-like protein 10
Biological process (GO): protein phosphorylation
Molecular function (GO): protein kinase activity; ATP binding
Source: RefSeq, a predicted model, not a curated record
UCAAGAAAAACUUAUAUAUUUUAAUAAAAAAAAAAUCUAUCUUUUCAAAUAAUGUAUAAUCGAUCACUUGAGAGGAUCAGAUUCCAAAAUUGCCUCCAAUUGACUCAACGGACCCAUUGCUUUUUGUCUCAUUCAACAAGUCUUGGUUCAUUUUCUCGAUUUUCUAGUUCCACCGUUUAGGUACCAGGAAAAUUAAAGAAAGAAAAGAAACAAAUAAAAAGUGACACCUAAUUGAAAAAAAAAAAAACCCGAUUGUUUAUAUUUAAAAAAAUUAAAGCUGGUCCACGUGCUGGUCACAUGCCUGCUAUAGCCGUCUUCUUAACCGUGCACAAUGCAAAGGAAAUUGAGAGCCAGAGAGGAGAGAGAAGAAGAAGAGAAAUCACAAGAGAAAAAAAAUAAAAAUGGAAAAAAAGAACUUUUUUCCUUGAGAGAAAUCACAGAAAAAUUCCUCUUCUUCUUCUUUAUUGAAAUCAUCCUUUUCUUUCUCUCUCUCUCUCUCUAUAUAUAUAGAUAUCUCAUUUUCCCGCUUUCUUUCCCUUCCUUCAGUCGAUAAUCUUCUUGUUUUUAUUCCUUUUUAUUGGAAUUUUCCACGAAAAGUAUUCACAUUUUUGUUUUUCACUUUUAUUCACCAAUGUGGCUCAUCGAUCCAAUAAUUUCCGCCUUUUAUUUCUCCUAUUCUGAGCCGAUUCUGUCAUAAAAUUCUUUGAUUGUAAUUUUUAUUUUAAUUUUUAUUAAUUUUUGGUGAAUAAUCAAUAGAAUUGAUAAUGGAUCGUAUUGUCGGUGAAAAAUUCAAAAUGGGUCGAAAGAUCGGAGCUGGAUCUUUCGGCGAGCUUUUCCUCGGGGUCAAUAUCCAAACAGGGGAAGAAGUUGCUAUAAAGAUGGAACCUGUGCAGACCAAGCACCCUCAGCUUCACUACGAGUCAAAGUUGUACAUGCUUCUUCAAGGCGGAACGGGGGUUCCCCACCUAAAGUGGUUUGGAGUUGAGGGUGACUACAGUAUUAUGGUUAUUGAGCUUCUAGGGCCUAGCCUCGAGGACUUGUUCAACUACUGCAAUAGAAAGCUUUCUUUGAAGACGGUGUUAAUGCUCGCAGAUCAGUUAAUUAACAGAGUUGAAUAUAUGCACUCAAGGGGAUUUCUUCACCGUGAUAUCAAACCUGACAACUUUCUAAUGGGUUUGGGACGAAAAGCAAAUCAGGUGUAUAUCAUCGAUUAUGGCCUUGCUAAAAAGUAUAGGGAUCUUCAAACUCAUAAACACAUACCUUAUAGAGAGAACAAGAAUCUUACAGGCACUGCUCGAUAUGCAAGUGUAAACACUCACCUUGGAGUUGAACAAAGCCGAAGAGACGAUUUGGAAUCAAUUGGUUUUGUGCUCAUGUAUUUCUUACGAGGAAGCCUUCCCUGGCAGGGCCUAAAAGCAGGGACCAAAAAACAGAAGUAUGAUAAAAUCAGUGAAAAGAAGAUGCUAACUCCUGUUGAGGUACUCUGCAAGUCAUAUCCAUCAGAGUUCAUAUCAUACUUCCAUUAUUGUCGUUCAUUACGCUUCCAAGACAAGCCAGAUUAUUCAUACUUGAAGAGGCUUUUCCGUGACUUAUUUAUUCGAGAAGGAUAUCAGUUUGACUAUGUUUUUGACUGGACCAUACUCAAGUAUCCCCAGCUCACUGGUAGCUCUAGACAACGGCUGUCAAGUGGAAAAGCUGCUUUAAAUGCUGGAGCAUCUGCUGAAAGAACAGAGAAGCCAUCAGUGGAACAAGAAAUUCGAGAUAGAUUUUCAGGUGCUGUUGAGAUAUUUACUAGGAAAAAUGCUUCAGGCAAUGGACAUCUCAGCGAUCGGUCCAAGCAGAAGAUAUCAGAGAAGGCAUCACCAUCAAAGGAUGUGGAUAAUGAUUCUGGAAGGGGGCGAACUUCUUCCGCCCGCCCUAGCAGCUUGUCCAAGAGGGCUGUUGCCUCGAGCAGCAGGCCAACCUCUUCUGUGGGGCCUAGUGAUAGUCGAUCAAGUUGGCUUCUUUCAGGUAGUAGUCGCCUCUCAGCAAGCCAGAGACUUCAUUCUGGGUCCGAGCAGAGAUCAUCUCUCUCCCGAGCUACAACCUCCAAAGGUUUCCAUGAAGAUCAUCAGAAUCAGAGCUCAGAGCACCAUUCAAGGGUCACAGAUAAGAGGAAGGGAUGAAUGUUCCAUUCGCAAAAUUCCACAUUUUUCGAUGGAAGUUCAUAUAUGCUAUGUUGUUGUAGAGUCAUGAAGAGAAGGAUACUAAGAUUUGGGAUCCAGGGCCUUUUUUAUUUUUCUUUAGAAGAAAAAGGGUCCUCCCAAUUUGUUAAUAUUUAUUCGAGGUAAAGCUGUAAUGGCAGAUUGCUCCUGAUCUAUGUUCAUACUUGUCUAAACAGAUUUAUUCCUUCUCAUUCUUUGAAUUAGUUGCUUCUAUGAUGCAAUCUGCAAAUGUAAUUUGAUUUUCUCCUACAGCUUUCCUUUCAUUUCUCAGUUUCUUUAAUUUUAAGAACAAAGGAAUUGAUGCAAAGAUGGGUUAAAUGCCGUUAAAGAAAGUGGCAUUGAAUUAAAAAAAUAAAUAAAA